Messenger RNA from Pongo pygmaeus (Bornean orangutan), 1800 nucleotides. RefSeq names its product ventral anterior homeobox 2 (gene VAX2). NCBI's taxonomy places the organism in Eukaryota, Metazoa, Chordata, Mammalia, Primates, Hominidae. Gene Ontology annotation, molecular function: RNA polymerase II cis-regulatory region sequence-specific DNA binding; DNA-binding transcription factor activity, RNA polymerase II-specific. Gene Ontology annotation, biological process: regulation of transcription by RNA polymerase II; brain development; central nervous system development. The coding region runs from base 752 to 1558 and encodes 268 amino acids. Gene Ontology annotation, cellular component: nucleus. The transcript is spliced from 3 exons. The record is from RefSeq and is a predicted model, not a curated record.
CAAUUCAUAUAUUCAUUAAUUCGUCAUCCAGUCAUUCAUUCAGCAAAUAUUAUUUUGAGCGUCUAUUGUGUGCUGGACAUUGAGCUGAGUGCAAGGGACAAAGCAGUGAAUGGGACCGAAGUGGUCUCCGUUUCUCCGCCUCUCGGGCCAGUCCCCUAGUUCUAGGCCCACUCGGAACGGCUACUGUGGCGGGGGCAGAAAUGGAGUGCGGGAUGCUGAGAGCCUGGUCUCCGUCCCGUGAUCCUCAAGGCAAGUGCGGAGAAAAGCGUCACGCGCAUUCCGCGGGGACAGGACGUGGAGGGAACAGCGUCGGCAACAGCGGGAGGAAAAGGCCCCGGCUCUGCAGGGCGGCCCGGGUGCUUCCUCGCCUCCUGCCCAGCCGCGUUUCCCAUCCCCGGCAAUCGGGACCCUCACGGAUUGCCCAGGGGAGACGGCCGGGACGUGGAGGGUGGCGUGCGCGGCGCUAGCCAGCUGUGCUUCACUCUCUCGGUUCCCACUUCCUCGCGGCGCCUGGGCCCAGCCGGCUCUCGGCGCCGCCUUCCCGCGGCCUGGCCUUUCAUGUCCUUCCCUUUCUCCCUCGGCCCUCGUCCUCCUCUUGUCUUUCCUGGCCAUUCCUCUCAGCCGAACGCGCCUUCCCAGCACCUUCUUCCUGCGAGCUCCGCCAUCUGGACUGCGACCUAUUACCCAGCUCUUCCCGGCCUCCUCUCCGCGAGGCCGAGGCUCCCCAGGUCCCCAGGGCCAGCCUUUCGCAAUGCCAAGGGCUCCGCUUUCCCUCGAUCCGGGCCUCGCCCGGCGAGAUGGGAGGAGAAAGGGGACUCCGGGGUCUUGCCCUCAGCCCGACCCCAGGCCGCAGCCAGAGCCUGAAGUCCGUUGCCUCCUCCAUCCCGAAGCCCCGGGACCGGGAGACCCAGCGCCAGAAGAGGCCACUAGCGAUGCCAAAGGGACAAUUCGGGAAAUUGUCCUGCCUAAGGGCCUGGACCUGGACCGGCCCAAGCGGACACGUACAUCCUUCACUGCUGAGCAGCUGUACCGCCUGGAGAUGGAGUUCCAGCGCUGCCAGUAUGUGGUGGGCCGCGAGCGCACUGAGCUGGCCCGCCAGCUGAACCUCUCCGAGACCCAGGUGAAGGUCUGGUUCCAGAACCGCCGCACCAAGCAGAAGAAAGACCAGAGCAGAGACCUGGAGAAGCGGGCGUCCUCCUCAGCCUCCGAGGCCUUUGCCACCUCCAACAUUCUGCGGCUGCUGGAGCAGGGCCGGCUGCUCUCUGUGCCCAGGGCCCCCAGCCUCCUGGCGCUGACCCCUAGCCUGCCAGGCCUACCUGCUAGCCACAGGGGCACCUCCUUAGGUGACCCCAGGAACUCCUCCCCACGCCUCAACCCGCUGUCCUCGGCCUCAGCGUCCCCCCCACUGCCGCCCCCUCUGCCAGCUGUCUGCUUUUCCUCGGCCCCGCUCCUGGACCUGCCUGCCGGCUACGAACUCGGUUCCUCAGCCUUCGAGCCAUACAACUGGCUAGAACGGAAAGUGGGCAGCGCCAGCAGCUGCAAGAAAGCUAACACUUAAGACUCCCACCCUGUGACACUGAGUCCCGAGCACAGCACCUUCCCAGUCUCCUGUGCCCCAGCGGACAGCACUGAGCAGGCCCCGGAGAGGAGGGGCAACAGCCACACGCUCCUUCCCACCUGCCCCCCAGCUCAGAGACUCACGGCCAAAUGGCCUUGGUCCCGCAGCUUGUGUGCGUGAGUGCAGUGUGCGUGUGUGUGUCUCUCACUGAAAUAAAAGGAAAACAAUGACAAGAAGGGAAA